Messenger RNA from Ciona intestinalis (vase tunicate), 1318 nucleotides. RefSeq names its product structure-specific endonuclease subunit slx1-like. Gene Ontology annotation, cellular component: Slx1-Slx4 complex. Gene Ontology annotation, biological process: double-strand break repair via homologous recombination. The record is from RefSeq and is a predicted model, not a curated record. Gene Ontology annotation, molecular function: 5'-flap endonuclease activity; crossover junction DNA endonuclease activity. NCBI's taxonomy places the organism in Eukaryota, Metazoa, Chordata, Ascidiacea, Phlebobranchia, Cionidae.
GCAAACCAAUAAGAAAUGAUCGAAAUUACUUGUAACGAUCGACUUGGUAAAAAAGUUCGAGUGAAGUGUAAUUCUGAUGAUACAAUUGGGGAUCUUAAGAAACUUGUAGCAGCGCAAACCGGAACAAGAGCUGAUAAAAUUGUUCUUAAAAAGUGGUACACAAUAUUUAAAGAUCAUAUCAGUCUGGGAGAUUAUGAAAUUCAUGAUGGAAUGAAUUUAGAACUCUAUUAUCAGUAAAUCUGUCAAUUCUUUGACAGUCCUACUUUAAACUCUUGUAGACUUGAAACAGAUAUGGUUGUUGCUAUUGAUAAUUUUUUUGGUUGCUAUUUACUGUACAGUAGAAACUCAAAGUAUAAAGGAAGGACCUAUAUUGGAUUUACAGUGAACCCAGAACGAAGAAUUUCUCAACAUAAUGCUGGUGCAAGUAAAGGUGGUGCUUACCGUACCAGUGGUAGAGGACCAUGGGAUAUGACGAUGAUUGUGCACGGUUUCCCUUCUGAUAUUGCAGCAUUAAGGUUUGAAUGGGCUUGGCAAAAUCCAAAAAGAUCUCGCCGCCUGAAGCAUAUUACAUGUAAAACUCGAAAGGAAUCCAUGUUUCAAUAUCGAAUAAGAAUCAUGUCAAAUAUGUUAACACAAACACCUUGGAAGAAGCUGCCCCUCACUGUUCAAUGGUUGAAACAGGAAUAUGCCGUUGAUUUGACUCCACUCCCACCUAAUCAUAUGCCCAUCAUGUAUGGCCCAGUAUCUGCCAAAGUAAAAAAACAUAAGAUAAAUAAAAUUAAAAACCAGCUGAAAACACCAUGUCUUUCACAACAAAAUGUCCCGACUACUAGCAAUUGUGACUCAAAUUUGAUUAAUACUGAAAUCCUUAAUAGCAGUUUAGAUGAAGAUUGUAUGUCACUCAUUGAUCGUCUUUCUCAUAAAUCUAUGGCCAAGCAAUCAAAAUCGUGUCUCACGAGUAGCACAUGUUGCACAUUGUGUAAUGUUUCUUUACCUGUCAAUGUGGAAAACGCACCAUCUAUUCUUAAGUGCCCAAAUGAAAGUUGCAAUAUGGCAUCACAUUUGUUAUGUCUUGCAAAGCAUUUUUUAUCGAAUAAGUUUGACCAAUUGUUGCCUGUUGAUGGUUAUUGUCCAUCUUGCAAUGAUUCUUUACUGUGGGGAGCUUUAAUUAGGCAAUCCAAUGGUUUUCAUAGUUAUUUAAAAAUGCAUUCUCAGAUUUGUUAAACUAAGUUUUAAAACUGCAUCAUUCUUUGUUAAUAAUCCCCAAAACAAGAUUAGUACAAAUAAGAUGUUUCAAUUAAUUUACCAUAACUUGCAG